Messenger RNA from Lolium perenne, 1535 nucleotides. RefSeq lists its product as uncharacterized. The record is from RefSeq and is a predicted model, not a curated record. Gene Ontology annotation, molecular function: metal ion binding. Lineage: Eukaryota; Viridiplantae; Streptophyta; Magnoliopsida; Poales; Poaceae.
CUCAUUCCUUCUGUCCUCAACUUAGUUUGCAUGCCCAACUGCACCUAGCUCACUGCUUCUUCUUCUCUCUAAGCUUACCACGUACUCCACCCAUCCUUGGCGUCCAUCACAUGAUCAUAUAUAUAUAUCGAUCCACUAACUAGCUUGUGAUUCAGCUUGACAGAUUGAUCUGAUCAUACCAUGGGCGAGGAAGUAGUUAACAAGGUGGAGGAGCCUAAGGUAGAAGCAGAGCCGAAGAAGGAAGAAUCCCCUGCUGCACCACCAGCCGAGGAAGAGAAAAAGAAAGAGGAAGCACCACCGGCCGACGCUCCUCCAUCCCCUCCACCCCCGGUGAUCCUCGGCGUGGAGGUGCACUGCACCGGCUGCGCGAAGCGUAUGAGGCGCUCCCUCCUCCGCUGCAAAGGCGUCGAGACUGUCCACGUCGACAUGGCUUCCAACCAGAUCACCGUCAAGGGCGUCGCCGUCGACCCGGACGCGCUGUGCCAGCGCCUCCGCAGAAAGACCAAGCGCGAAGCCACCGUCAUCUCGCCGCUACCACCUCCUCCCGCACCACCUGCCGAAGAGGCGGCCCCGCCUCCGCCACCGCCCGCGGAGGACCCAGUUCGCACGGUGGAGCUCGAGGUGAACAUGCACUGCGACGCCUGCGCACAGCAGCUGCAGAGAAAGAUGUUGAAGAUGAAAGGGGUGCAGACUGCCGAGACCGACCUGGCCGCUGGCAGGCUCACGGUCACCGGCACCGUGGAGGGUGAGCAGAUCGUCGAGUACAUCCACCACCGCACAGGCAAGCUCGCCGCCGUCGUGCCACCUCCACCGCCUCCGGAGCCACCGAAGGAGGAAGCCGCGCCGCCAGCCGAGGCCGAGCAGAAGCCGGCAGACGAUGGCGGCAAGAAAGAAGAGGACGAGAAGAAGCCGGCAGCUGAAGCAGAGCAGGCGGCCGGGGAGGAGAAGAAGGAAGCUGCCGACGAGAAACCGGGGAAGCAAGAAGGUGAGGAGCGCGUGGCGGUGGAUGGCUUCCCGCCGGAGGAGAUGAUGAAGCGGAUGGUCUACUGGCCCUACGGCGGCUCACACUACAGCUACAAGCUGCCGCCUGCCGAUGCGGAGGAGGCCAUGAUGGCCAGGAGGAUGGCCAUGCACGCCAUGCCGCCUCCGCCGCCGCCGCCCCCGCCGCACCACCACCAUCCCUAUGCCAUAAUGCACCACCAAUGGAUGCCUCCUCCGCCGCCACCUCCCCCGGCACCGAUGUACUACGGCAGCAGCUACAUGAUGGAGCGGCCGCCGCAGAUGUUCAGUGACGAGAACCCCAACUCGUGUGUCAUCUCCUAGCCUGCUUGCAUCCAUCCGUCAUGGAGAUGAACUUGUUUGGAUUGGACCAUAAUCAUCAUAUAUAUAUUUGCAUACUCCAUUACUACUACGUACUUUGUAAGCUGUAGUAGUAGUACUAGCUAAGAAAUUAAAUGGCAUUGGUCAGACGUACAAGAUCGAUGAGGAGGUAUAUAUACACCAGUUAGAAAAUCAAUGGAUCGCCCUUUUUUUAA